Messenger RNA from Dictyostelium discoideum AX4, 2556 nucleotides. RefSeq lists its product as hypothetical. The record is from RefSeq and is a predicted model, not a curated record. Lineage: Eukaryota; Evosea; Eumycetozoa; Dictyosteliales; Dictyosteliaceae. The coding region runs from base 1 to 2556 and encodes 851 amino acids. The transcript has 2 exons.
AUGACACUAAAGAAGUUUCCUAACAUAUUUAAAGAUAUAAUAAAUAAUGAAUUUGAAUGUGGAGGUGAAAAUGUAAUUUUAAAUAAUAAUACAACUAAUAAUAAUUCGAAUAAUAAUAAUAAUAAUAAUUCAAAUAAUAAUAAUAAUAAUAAUAAUAAUAAUAAUAAUAAUAAUAAUAAUAAUAAUAAUAAUUCAAAUAAUGAUAAUAAUAACAAUAAUAAUAAUAAUAAUAAAAAAAAUGGAGAGUUAUUUUUAAAGGUAUUUAGAAAUAAAAUUUUAAGGUCAAAAAUAUUUUCAGAAGUUUCAAAAGAAUUUAAAUAUGGUAUAUUUAAAUAUGAACAAAUUAAAUCAGUUGAUUGGAUGUUAACAAAUGAUUAUAUUGAAUUAUUAAAAUAUAAAGUUCAACGUGGUGAACAAUUAGUAUUUUAUUUUGAUUGUUAUUAUAAUUCAACAGAAUUUGAAUUAUUUAAAAAAAUUAAUAACGAUAAACAAUUUUAUAUUAAUUUAUUUAAAAACUAUCAUUUUAAUUUUAUUCAAAAAUCAACAUACAGUAAUAAUCAAAAUAAUCAAAAUAAUAAUCAAAAUAAUAAUCAAAAUAAUAAUCAAAAUAAUCAAAAUAAUAAUUGUAAAACAACAAAAAUAAUAAUAACAAAAGAAAUUCAAAAUUCAUCAGAAGUAUUAAAAUUAAAUAUUAAUUUUAUAAUUGAAACUGAUUGUAAAGUUGCAUUAAAAGUAUUAAUAAAUCAUUUUAAUUAUGAUGUUAUGAAAAAUGAAAAUAUUUUAUAUGAUUCAAUAAAGAGUUCAUCAUUUAAAAUCAUUAAAUACCUUUUAAAGUAUUAUAAAUUUAAAGUUGAUAGAAAUUUAUUAUAUAGUCAAGUAUUAAAAGACAAAACAUUUAAUUUAAAUAAAAAAGUUCAAUUCAUUAUUGAUGUUUUAAAAAUACCACCACCAAUAUCAACUUCACCAGAAAUUUUAAAUCAAUUAAAUAAUUUCAAAUUAUUUGAAACUCAUUUAAAUGAUUGUAUGUAUAAUCAAUCAUUAGAAAUUUUAAUUGAAUCAUGUAAAACUAUUUCAAUAUUAGAACCAAUUUUAAAAUUUAAUAAUAAUAAUAAUAAUAAGAAAAAAAAAGAAAAAGAAAAAGAUAAAGAAAUUAUUAAAACAAAUCAAUUUAUUAAAUUAAUUGAUAUUAUUAAUUUUAAAGAAAAUAAUAUUGAAUAUUUAAAUGAAAAAGUUAAAGAUUUUUCAAAAGAUAUUGAAUUUGUAAAACAACUUUAUAGACAAUUUAUAACUUUUUCAAAACCAAUUAAUAAUGAAGAUUUAUUAUGGUUAUCAAAUUAUAAUAUAUUUUCAUUAUCAAAUUUAUCAAAUUUAUCAAAUACAUCAUCGUCAUCAUCAUCAUCCACAAUAAAUGAAAAAUUAGAUUUUGGUUUUAAAGAAAUUAUUGAAAAUAAUGAUAAUGAAAAGAAUUUAAAUUUCUUAAAUAAAAUUAUUAAAUUAAUUAAAUUAAAAAAACAAUUUGAAAUUUCAAACUUUUUAUUCAAUUUCUUAGCAUCAAUUGAUAAUUUAGAAUAUUUUAAAUAUUGUUUUAAUGAAUUAAUUAAUGAUUUUAAUUUAUUUAAUUUAUCAAAAUUAGAUUCAAAUUCAACUAUAUUUAAAAGAAUUCGAAUUAUAUUUAAUUUAAAUAUUUUUGAUUUUAUAAAAUCAAAUGAAAUUUUAAUAUUUAUAAUUCAAUCAAUUAUAAAUACAUUUCAACAAUAUCAACAACAACAACAAAAACAAGAACAUCAACAAGAACAACAAGAACAACAAGAAGAAGAAGAUUAUAAAGAAUUUAAAGAAAUUAAUAAUUAUUAUUUAGACGAUUUCAUUGAAAUUAGUUUAGAAAAAGGUUAUACAAAUUUAUUAGAAACUUUUAAAAACUAUUUCCCAAUUGAAUUUGAAAUACAUUCAAAUAAACCAUCACAAAGUUUUUUUAAAUUACCAUUUAAAAGUUGUAAAUUCAUUUUGGGUUGUCAUAAACAAAGUAAUAGUUCAACAUUUAAAAGUUAUUUAAAAACUUUGAUAUUAUCUGAUAAUGUUAUUGAUAAAAUUUCAAAAAAUGAUUAUAUUGAAUUUAUUGUUAAUACAAGUUCAUCAUAUGACUGUUUUUACGGGUCAAUAAUUUCAUCACAUAAAUAUCAUUUAUUAAAUUGGGUAUUUAAAAAUAGAUUAAUCGAUAUCGAAAGUGGUAGAUGUAAAUCAAUUGAAAAAUCAAAAUUAUUAGUCUACUAUUUCUAUUCAAAUCAAUGGGAUAAAUGUAUUUCAGAAUUUGAUUUCUUAAAUUGUAGAUUACUUUUAAGAGAAAUUGGAAAAAUGGAUUGUGUUGAAUUAUUAGAUAAAAUUUUAAAAUAUCAUUAUUCAACUCAAUAUGAUAAUUCUUUAAAUAAUAAUAAUAAUGAUCCGAUCACUCUAUUAAAAAAAAGAGAUUCUUUAAAUAUUUGUUUUUUCACUGCAACUCAUUUUGGUCAUAUGAAAAUUUUAAAACAUGUUUUAAAAUAUAAUUCAAAUUUAAUAUAA